CGUUUCGUUCUUCGGUGCAUGACGACGUUAAUGACAAACUGAGCGAGGCGAUACCUAGUUGUUUCUCUAAUGGCAUCUGAUGAAAAACCUGCUCGACGUUUCAAACGUCUUCCUGUAGUAAUAGAAGAAGAUCACAAUGAGGUGGUGCCCCACAUACAUCGUGCUAUAGCAACUCGUCACUUGGCAUUAAGUGGAAUGAGUCUGGUACACCUAGACUCUCAUCCAGAUCUUUUGCUCCCAGUGAACAUGCCAGCAGACUAUGUGUUUAACAAAGAAAUGCUAUACAGGUCACUUAGCAUUGAAAACUGGAUUCUACCGUUAGUGUUUGCGGGGCAUAUCAACAGAAUUUACUGGUUGAGACCUCCCUGGGCACCUCAGCUACCAGAAGGAGAGAUCUCGUUUUAUGUUGGAAUGUGUCGAAAAAGUGGAAAAUUAAGGGUGACUUGUACAGAAACAUACUUCCUUACAGAGGGACUUUUUGCCCCACAGUCACAGCUCAUUAAUGAAAAAGAAGUUACCCUAUAUGUCAUCACAAUAAAACCAGAUGGCUGGACUGGCAAGAUGAAAAGCACAAAACCUGUGAAUGUGGGUGAUAAUUCUAUUCACUUGAACUGGCUCAAAGAUGCUCAGGAAAAGCUCAGUGAAAGACCCUUUCUGCUGGACAUUGAUCUUGACUUCUUUUCUACAAAAGAUCCAUUUUAUGAUGAAUUCACAUCUGAGCAGACUGCUCUUCUCAGAGACUUGUUUGGAUAUACACUGCCUAAUAAGAAAAAUGUUGGGGAUCUCACUGAAUUUACUGCCGCACGCAUUGAUCAACUCCAAGAGCUUGAGAAAGCUUUUGAACAGCUCCAGGAAAACCCAGAUCUUAUACCACAAAUGAAAGAUCAAAAAAGGCAAGCUGUGCUAGAAAAAUUGGUAUUUUGUCUUCGAUCAAGCUCCCACCAACCAGUGGACUUCGGGAUGGUUUACCAAGCUGGUUGCACAAUGGAUGACACAGAUCUUCCUCAUCAUGUCAGUUCUCCUGUGCAGAUAAAGCAGUUGAUGGACUCAUGUGCAGACAUCCUACAGCAGUUAUCCCCUCCUAGUUUUAUUACUGUUGCUAGGUCCAGUUCUGAUGACUACUGUCCACAAGACCAGGUUGAAGCCAUUCAAGCAUCCCUCAUAUCCAUGCUCUUAGAUGUCUAUAAAGACAUAGAAAUUAAAAAACUGUAUGAAGUUUCCUUAGCUGAACAUUCUUGACCUUCACUGAUUUCAGGCCAGUUCAGUAGUGCUCCCAAUUUUCUUGGAUGUGAUUUAACAUCGUAGACUCCGUUCUAAUGCCACUAUUUAGCAUGCCUCUAUGGACAAAUCAAAGAAUGCAACGGAGGUGAAAUAUGUUGUCUGCAGGGUUACCUUUUGAUUUCUGUCGUGCUUAUUCUGUUUAUGUUAUAAAUGUUUUACUCCCAUCUGGAAUUUCGGAACAUUAUUCUUCUGCAUCUUCAACACCAAUAUGAAGGCAGUCCUACUGUAUGGUUCUGAAACCUGGAGAGUGACAAACACCAACAACAAGCUCCAGAUCUUUACCAACCGAUGACUACACCAUAUUCUGGGAAU
Messenger RNA from Pomacea canaliculata, 1593 nucleotides. RefSeq names its product UPF0489 protein C5orf22 homolog. The coding region runs from base 70 to 1239 and encodes 389 amino acids. The record is from RefSeq and is a predicted model, not a curated record. Lineage: Eukaryota; Metazoa; Mollusca; Gastropoda; Architaenioglossa; Ampullariidae. The transcript is spliced from 7 exons.